Rhopalosiphum maidis (corn leaf aphid) is the source of this 671-nucleotide messenger RNA. It is a transcript of the gene RpII18, whose product is annotated as DNA-directed RNA polymerases I, II, and III subunit RPABC2. The transcript has 4 exons. Gene Ontology annotation, cellular component: RNA polymerase II, core complex; RNA polymerase I complex; nucleus. The record is from RefSeq and is a predicted model, not a curated record. Bases 174 to 572 code for a protein of 132 amino acids. Lineage: Eukaryota; Metazoa; Arthropoda; Insecta; Hemiptera; Aphididae. Gene Ontology annotation, molecular function: DNA-directed RNA polymerase activity; DNA binding. Gene Ontology annotation, biological process: DNA-templated transcription.
AAUGUUGAUUGUAGUACGAACUAAGAAAAUAUCACAACGAUUUGAAAAAUUUGUCUUCGCGGUUCGUUCACUUGUACCUGUUGUCAAUUUGUUGUCGUAAUUAUUGUUAUUCGAUAAGUAUUUAUAUUUAUUAUUUUUAAGAAUUGUAGUAAAAUAUUUUUUGUUUCGUAAAAAUGGCUGACGAAGAAUUUGAACACGACGAUGGUGGUGCAGAUGAUUUUGAUGAAGUUGAAGACGAUGCAGAUUUGGAUGAAUUAGAUCAACCUGAAGAGAAUGAAGAUAACAUUGAUAUAUUACCUAUUCAAGAAGCUCAAAGUCAAGUUCAAAAGUCUAAACGAAUUACUACUAAGUACAUGACAAAGUAUGAAAGAGCUCGGGUAUUAGGUACAAGAGCUUUGCAGAUAGCAAUGUGUGCCCCUGUCAUGGUAGAACUUGAAGGUGAAACUGACCCAUUACAAAUUGCAAUGAAAGAAUUGAAGAAACGUAAAAUACCUAUUAUAAUCAGAAGAUAUUUGCCAGACAAUAGCUACGAGGAUUGGGGAAUUGAUGAACUAAUAAUAGUUGAUCAGUAAAAUUUAUUUUAUAUUCUUUAAAAAUGUAAAAACUAAUUUAAUUAUACUAUACGAUCUCUUAAGUCCUUAUUUGAAUACAUUUUACAAUUUUAGCUUUCA